Messenger RNA from Cornus florida, 1933 nucleotides. RefSeq names its product F-box/kelch-repeat protein At3g06240-like. The transcript has 2 exons. The record is from RefSeq and is a predicted model, not a curated record. Gene Ontology annotation, molecular function: protein binding. NCBI's taxonomy places the organism in Eukaryota, Viridiplantae, Streptophyta, Magnoliopsida, Cornales, Cornaceae. Bases 341 to 1543 code for a protein of 400 amino acids.
AUGUAAUAAAUAAUAAAAAAGAUGUUAUUAGUUAGGCCCGCAAAGAAAAAAAAAAAUAGAAAAAGAAAAAUUAUAAUAAAGAAUAUUUCCAAAACAAAAAAUAUGCUCAUAUUCAGGACUUGUCCAACGAGAAGAGUAGAUAUUUUAUAAAGCAGAAGUCGGUCACUGACUCAUAAAAGGAGUAGAGAGAAAAAGUGGUAGUACCUUCACCUUCCUGUCCUUUCCUUUCUUUUCCCUUCGUUCAAACAGCAAUUACGACUGCGGUUUAGCUCGCGCGUCUGCGAAUUCACCAUCUCUGUGGUGGGUUUCAACUUCACAAACAGUGGAUUAGAAGAAGAAAAUGUCAGAUUACUUCCUAUUCCUGCCUGGAGAUGUGCUGAUCGACAUCCUUGCUAGACUACCCCUCAAAACCCUAGUCCGAUGCACCUCUGUCUGCAAAUCAUGGUACUCUCUGCUCACAAACCCUAGUUUCAUUACCAAACACCUCAAUCUCAAUCGAUCUCCAUCCAACAACUACAACGAACUUCUACUCGUUCGAAGCUACACUUCUCGUGAUGAUGGGGAUGAGCAAGAGCAUUAUUCACUACGUUUCGAUGAUAACGGUAUGUUCUUAGAGUAUCAAGAGCUUGACUUGCCAUUGAAGAGCUACUGCAACCAUUAUUUUAGGAUCAUCGGUAGCUGCAAUGGCCUCAUUUGCCUCUCAGACGAUCAGUUCAUGUAUAUCCCUGGUAUCUUUCUCUGGAAUCCUUCCAUUCGAAAGGUUUUGCCCCUUAACCCACUUCCUAUCACCUUUAAAUCUCACGGUCCAUACACGCAUACCAUUGGCUUUGGCUUUGAUUCCAUCACCGAUGAUUACAAGGUCGUCCGGAUUGUGCGUCUCCAGUUUGUCCGCAAGUCGGAGAUUGACAUUUUCAGUCUCAGCACCGGCACUUGGCGCAACAUCAGUCAUGUGGCUCUUCCACAUAUCACCAUCGAUGAGAAGGCUCCCCAGGCUUAUCUCAAUGGGGCUGCACAUUGGAUUGCUUCCUCAUUGCGCGGUCACCGCGGCUUGAUCGGUCACGGCAGCUUGAUUGUGUCCUUCCACAUGGGUCAUGAGGAAUUUGGUGAAAUUAUGCUGUCUAAUAGAAUCAUGGUUCAUUCCAAUUACUUGAUGAUGCCAAAUUACCCUUAUUUUCGCGUUGACAAGUUUCAGGAAUCAUUGGCUGUCAUCCUCUUUAGUGGUUGUAGCGAAGACAAUACUUGUCGCGUAUGGGUGAUGAAAGAGUAUGGAGUAACGGAGUCUUGGACUCAGCAAUUCAAUAUUGAUAUGACUCAAACAUUCAAUACCCUUGCUGGCUUCACAAGGAAAGGUGAACUUCUACUGGCAACGAGUGAUGGGUACCUGGUAGCUCAUGAUCCCCAAGCAGGACGAUCAACCCAUCUUUUUAUUCGUGGGACCACACAUUCAAUUUAUAGGUACUCAUUUUACGCAGAUGCUUACACAGAGAGCCUAGUUUUACUUGGAAAUAGAUUUUGUGAUACAGGCACUUCUGAGGAAUCAUGACCUGGGGCUGGGGCUGUUGUGGGGAAGUGUGGUGCUGAGGAAAUCAAGAACAGGUUUGUGACGGGGGUAGAAACCGAAAGUGAGGAAACAAAUGAAGAUGGACAACUGUGAAAAUAGUAGAGCCGUAGAAGUUGUAUAGUGAACUCUUCUCCUGCUUGUAGUUAGUUUUACCUUGCUUACAAUAUUUAUACUAUAUAUCGAUGUAAAAGUAUUAUUCACUCGUGAUGCUGUUGGACUCUUGGAGCAUUUGCGUUUGAUUUGAGAUUCUUUGGAAAAGAUUUAAAUCACUCAUGAUGCUAUUGAACUCUUUGAGCAUUUGGGCUUGAUAUGCCUUGUAGAUUUUAUGUGGAAAAUAUUGUGAAUUAUCCUUUAUUGCUUAUCUUUCGAUUC